AUGAAACAUUUUCAAUCUGUAGAAUAAGAUAAGUCACAGUAAGCUCAAAUACAACAUGUUGUUUAUGAAUAAGUAAAAAGAUUGACAAAAGGUAAUUUUGUUGAAAAAUGGAAAGAUGGUUUUAUAUAAUUAAUAAAUAACCAGAUCGUUUGUUUUCUGCGAGGCUAGGAUUCCAUUAAAUCAAAAUGUAAAACUUACAUUCGAAUUAAAUAAUCAAAUUUAAAUAGAUUCAUUGAAGUAGGUUUCGGAUCUGGGAUUAAGAAAUAAAAUAAGAGCUAUAUGAUUAAUAAUGAUUUAUAAUUUAGAGUGGAGAUACUAUUUUACUGGAAAUAAGAAUGAAGGAGAAAAAAAUAACAUUUAAUAAUCUAAGAACAUCAUAGACAUAUGUAAAUAUAAUUUAGAAAGUUUAAUUGAAACUUUAUAUAAUUGUGAUUGAUUAGAU
Paramecium sonneborni is the source of this 442-nucleotide messenger RNA. The record is from the annotation of a GenBank genome assembly. NCBI's taxonomy places the organism in Eukaryota, Ciliophora, Oligohymenophorea, Peniculida, Parameciidae.